Molecule: messenger RNA, 1689 nt
Organism: Penicillium daleae
Lineage: Eukaryota; Fungi; Ascomycota; Eurotiomycetes; Eurotiales; Aspergillaceae
Product: acyl--CoA ligase
Exons: 5
Coding region: 1-1689 (562 amino acids)
Biological process (GO): secondary metabolic process
Molecular function (GO): CoA-ligase activity
Source: RefSeq, a predicted model, not a curated record
AUGACGACGCAGCCACUGGCACACUCCGCAGUGCCCGCGGCUGAUAUUUGGGAGUUCCUCUUCGAACGGCCAUCUCUCCCUUUCCCUCAAGAUCAUGUCAUAUUUCGCUCAGCGACCACCGAUGAUCAAUGGACCUACCAUGGACUUCGAGAACGCGCAGAGCAAUUUGGCCGUGCGCUACAAUCGAGCUGGCGAUGGGCUAAAGAUGAUGUUCUCCUGGUGAUGGCUCCGAAUGACAUCGACACCCCGCCUGUUAUAUGGGGAUGUCACUACGCGGGCGGCAUCGUGGCUCCCGUCAAUCCAGCUCUAUCAAUUCAGGAUCUUCAUCAGCAGAUCGAACGUAGCGAGGCGCGCGGACUGGUAGUUCAUCCAGAUUGCCUUCUUGUCGCUCUCAAGGCUGCUCGAAUAGCUAAUAUCCCCACGGAUCGCAUCCUCGCUCUGCGCUUCGACCAACAACUUCCGACAAAUGAUGGUGUAUCUACUGUGGAACAAUUUAUCGCUAAUGCCAAGGUGGCUCCGGAUAUGAUGCGUUACCGCCCGAAGAUUGACCCACGAAGAGAUACAGCUUUCCUGGUUUACUCGUCUGGGACAACAGGUCAUCCGAAAGGAGUAAUGGUAUCGCAUCGAAAUGUGGUCGCAGAUGUCUUCCUGCAAUCGCUCGUCGAAAGUGCACAUAUAGAUUGGCGCCGGGAUAGGACGUUGGCUGUAUUGCCUAUCUACCAUAUAUACGGGUUGGUUUGUCUCGUCCAUGCACCUCUCUAUCUCGGGACAACCACGAUCUAUAUGGACAAGUUCGAGCUUAUCCGGUUUUGCCGCUCGAUUCAAGACCAUAGAAUCACACACGCCUUUGUUGCGCCGCCGAUUGUGCUUCAUCUUACAAAAAGCGAUAAAGUGAGUGAAUACAAUUUACGAUCGCUUCGCAUGAUCACGUCUGGCGGUGCUCCUCUACCCGCGAAUCUCAUAACCGAACUCUACGAGCGACGAAAACUCCCGGUUCGGCAAGCCUAUGGACUUUCAGAAACUACAUCCAUUACACACAUUCAGCGCUGGGACGACUGGAAAAAUGGCAUUGGGUCCAACGGACCGCCACUUCCGGGAGUUGAAGCUAAAUUUGUUGUUGGUGAUACCCGAACAGCUGCUUUGGGAGAGGAAGGUGAAUUAUGGAUUCGAGGUCCUGUUGUUUUCAACGGCUAUCGUGGAGAGCCCGAGUUGACUGCAGGCUGCAUGACGGCGGAUGGAUGGUUCAAGACAGGUGAUAUUGGACACGAAGAUAAGCGUGGGAACAUGUUCAUCACGGAUCGCUCCAAGGAUUUGAUCAAGUUCAAGGGCUAUCAAGUACCACCUGCUGAGCUCGAAGACCUGAUCAUCAAGCAUGAAGCAGUAGACGAUGUUGCUGUGAUUGGAAUCAUGAACGAAAGUCUUGCAAGUGAGGUGCCGUUGGCUUAUAUUGUGGUCAAGCCUGGUACACCGGAGGACGAAUCGACAGCAAAGCUGCUCCUCGAUCAUGUCAAGAAUCAGACAGUGAACUACAAACAUCUCCGAGGAGGCAUUAUUUUCACGAAAGAAAUCCCAAAGGGUUCAUCUGGCAAGAUUUUGAAGCGAGUGCUUCGGCAGCAAGCGACAGCCGAGGGGGUACAUCGCGUUGGAGCAAAGGAGUAUGGGAAAUAUGCACGGGAGGUGAAACUGUAA